This is a messenger RNA of Lampris incognitus (smalleye Pacific opah), 2112 nucleotides long. Its product is annotated as basic salivary proline-rich protein 2-like. The coding region runs from base 1 to 2112 and encodes 703 amino acids. The record is from RefSeq and is a predicted model, not a curated record. The transcript has 5 exons. NCBI's taxonomy places the organism in Eukaryota, Metazoa, Chordata, Actinopteri, Lampriformes, Lampridae.
AUGAUUCACGGACCCCCCCCCCCCCCCCGAGAGCUUGCCUGGCCUCUCCCGACAGUGACAGAACUGUACGGGUCAGGACCAGAGCAUCUUCAAGGGGAGCUUGGAGAGUCAGCCAGCCUCUCCAGUGGGAAGUGGUGGGAAGUGGACCCCCCUCACCCUGGUGUCAGAGAGUCAGUCAGCCUCUCCAGUGGGAAGUGGUGGGAAGUGGACCCCCCUCCCCCUGGUGUCAGAGAGUCAGCCAGCCUCUCUAGUGGGAAGUGGUGGGAAGUGGACCGCCCUCCCCCUUGUGGCAGAGAGUCAGCCAGCCUUUCCAGUGGGAAGUGGUGGGAAGUGGACCGCCCUCCCCCUGGUGUUAGAGAGUCAGUCAGCCUCUCCAGUGGGAAGUGGUGGGAAGUGGACUGCCCUCCCCCUGGUGUCAGAGAGUCAGCCAGCCUUUCCAGUGGGAAGUGGUGGGAAGUGGACCCCCCUCCCCCUGGUGUCAGGGAGUCAGCCAGCCUUUCCAGUGGGAAGUGGUGGGAAGUGGACCCCCCUCCCCCUGGUGUCAGGGAGUCAGUCAGCCUUUCCAGUGGGAAGUGGUGGGAAGUGGACCCCCCUCCCCCUGGUGUCAGAGAGUCAGCCAGCCUCUCCAGUGGGAAGUGGUGGGAAGUGGACUGCCCUCCCCCUGGUGUCAGGGAGUCAGUCAGCCUUUCCAGUGGGAAGUGGUGGGAAGUGGACUGCCCUCCCCCUGGUGUCAGAGAGUCAGCCAGCCUUUCCAGUGGGAAGUGGUGGGAAGUGGACCCCCCUCCCCCUGGUGUCAGAGAGUCAGCCAGCCUCUCCAGUGGGAAGUGGUGGGAAGUGGACCGCCCUCCCCCUGGUGUCAGAGAGUCAGCCAGCCUCUCCAGUGGGAAGUGGUGGGAAGUGGACCGCCAUCCCCCUGGUGUCAGAGAAGAGUCAGCCAGCCUCUCCAGUGGGAAGUGGUGGGAAGUGGACCGCCCUCCCCCUGGUGUCAGAGAGUCAGCCAGCCUUUCCAGUGGGAAGUGGUGGGAAGUGGACCGCCCUCCCCCUGGUGUCAGAGAGUCAGUCAGCCUCUCCAGUGGGAAGUGGUGGGAAGUGGACCGCCCUCCCCCUGGUGUCAGAGAGUCAGUCAGCCUCUCCAGUGGGAAGUGGUGGGAAGUGGACCGCCCUCCCCCUGGUGUCAGAGAGUCAGUCAGCCUCUCCAGUGGGAAGUGGUGGGAAGUGGACCGCCCUCCCCCUGGUGUCAGAGAGUCAGCCAGCCACUCCAGUGGGAAGUGGUGGGAAGUGGACUGCCCUCCCCCUGGUGUCAGAGAGUCAGCCAGCCUUUCCAGUGGGAAGUGGUGGGAAGUGGACCGCCCUCCCCCUGGUGUCAGGGAGUCAGCCAGCCUUUCCAGUGGGAAGUGGUGGGAAGUGGACCCCCCUCCCCCUGGUGUCAGGGAGUCAGUCAGCCUUUCCAGUGGGAAGUGGUGGGAAGUGGACCCCCCUCCCCCUGGUGUCAGAGAGUCAGCCAGCCUCUCCAGUGGGAAGUGGUGGGAAGUGGACUGCCCUCCUCCUGGUGUCAGGGAGUCAGUCAGCCUUUCCAGUGGGAAGUGGUGGGAAGUGGACUGCCCUCCCCCUGGUGUCAGAGAGUCAGCCAGCCUUUCCAGAGGGAAGUGGUGGGAAGGGGACCCCCCUCCCCCUGGUGUCAGAGAGUCAGCCAGCCUCUCCAGUGGGAAGUGGUGGGAAGUGGACUGCCCUCCCCCUGGUGUCAGAGAGUCAGCAAGCCUUUCCAGUGGGAAGUGGACCCCCCUCCCCCUGGUGUCAGAGAGUCAGCCAGCCUCUCCAAGAGUCAGCCAGCCUUUCCAGUGGGAAGUGGUGGGAAGUGGACCCCCCUCCCCCUGGUGUCAGAGAGUCAGCCAGCCUCUCCAGUGGGAAGUGGACCCCCCUCCCCCUGGUGUCAGAGAGUCAGCCAGCCUUUCCAGUGGGAAGUGGACCCCCCUCCCCCUGGUGUCAGAGAGUCAGCCAGCCUCUCCAUCAGGGGCAGCCCAGGGUUCUGGCCUGAACCCGCCUAGGGUUCUGCCUGAACCGGCCCAGGGUUCUGGCCUGAACCAGCCCAGGGUUCUGCCUGAACCAGCCUAG